AGAAAUGUUACACACUCAAAAGUAGAUUUGCUGGAAAUCUCUCAAGCAUCUUCCUUCCCCUCCAUAUUUAAUCACAGUGGUUGCACUGAUCUUGUUUUAUUCUUUGGUUGUCUUUCUCCUAGUAAUGAAGCCUGGAGAUUUAUGGGUGGCUUUGCAAAGCCUGUCACCUUAACAGAAGUCCUUACUAAGGGAUUCAAGUGGGGAUUUGCAGCUUUCGUCAUAGCUCUUGGCAUUGAAUAUGCAAUGUUUCCUCCAAAGAAGAAUGGAGGUCAUCACUGAAUACCAAGUAUGAGAAUUUAUUGUUUCUAAAUGAAAGUGUACAAUAAUCUGCUGCU
Molecule: messenger RNA, 335 nt
Organism: Tinamus guttatus (white-throated tinamou)
Lineage: Eukaryota; Metazoa; Chordata; Aves; Tinamiformes; Tinamidae
Source: RefSeq, a predicted model, not a curated record